AUGUUCAUUUAGGUGAAAAUUUGUGAAUAUCGGAAUAGACUCAUAGCAUUUAAUUCAAGUAAAUUGAAAUUCACUUCUUUCAGCUUGAAUUAGUAUUUUGCAAGAAAAAAAUCAAUCUCUUCAAUUAUUAACACCACAACUACAAAUAAGAACGAAGACGGGUGUCAAAAUAUUGUUAUGUUGACAUUUUUCAUUUGAUAUAAAACAUGACAUAUGAAUUAAUAAAAGAUGUCAAUGAAAUUUAUUCGCGAAUUUUUCAUCAUAAACAAUUUCUCAGUGGUGAAAUCAAUUGCUUUCUAAAAGAAUUUGAGCAAAAUAGAAACGACAAAGAAGUGGAAAAUUUGUUUUUAUCGGUACAAUCUACAAUUGAAGCUAAAGAAUCCUCAGUGGAAAAGUGCUUAUCGAAUCUACCUUUGCUGAAGAUCAAACUUGAUGAAACAUUAACAUUGUGUGAAAACGUUUUGAAUCGCAGUGUUAACGAAGAGGCUGAGAAACGUCUGGAUGGAAAUAGGCUUGAACGUGCAAAAAUUUGGAAUCGAUUUGUUGAUGAUAUGAAAUAUAAGCAAUCUUGCGUAGAAAAUACAUUUGAAGAAAAAGAAGAAGAACUUCGAGAAUUUUAUUCUGACUUGGAGCGAAAAUUACAUAUACACAAAUAAAAGAAGAAAUAUACAUAUAUAAGAUGAUGA
Contarinia nasturtii (swede midge) is the source of this 686-nucleotide messenger RNA. It is a transcript of the gene Muted, whose product is annotated as biogenesis of lysosome-related organelles complex 1 subunit 5. Gene Ontology annotation, cellular component: BLOC-1 complex; transport vesicle. Bases 207 to 656 code for a protein of 149 amino acids. Lineage: Eukaryota; Metazoa; Arthropoda; Insecta; Diptera; Cecidomyiidae. The record is from RefSeq and is a predicted model, not a curated record. The transcript is spliced from 4 exons.